This is a messenger RNA of Doryrhamphus excisus (bluestripe pipefish), 4177 nucleotides long. It is a transcript of the gene pard6b, whose product is annotated as par-6 partitioning defective 6 homolog beta (C. elegans). NCBI's taxonomy places the organism in Eukaryota, Metazoa, Chordata, Actinopteri, Syngnathiformes, Syngnathidae. Gene Ontology annotation, molecular function: protein binding. Gene Ontology annotation, biological process: regulation of cellular localization; centrosome cycle; establishment or maintenance of cell polarity. Gene Ontology annotation, cellular component: nucleus; apical plasma membrane; cell cortex. The record is from RefSeq and is a predicted model, not a curated record.
CCCCAGUGUUGUGUUGUCGAUGGUCACUUUGGCCCCGGAUGACCCAGUGUAUGGCUAUUAGCAUUAGCAUGAUGGUCACAUGGCCAGUCAAGUGCGAUUGGAGGAGGAUGAGUGAGCCUAUUGUUAGCGCCCCCUGUCGUUUCAUGGCACAGUGGAAACAAAUAAGCCUUCAUUUCAAGAUGUUGCUCGGUCCAGUCAGUCGGACCCAUGUGACCUCUCCAGCCAAUCGGCACAGUGGAAUGGUAGUCACUGUGUUGGUCCUAAACUGCAUCGAGACGGAACCAGUCCACCUGGAAAUUCCACCUUUCCUUCGGAGGUAAGUUCAAACCAAACACCUGCCUAUGCUUUUUACACAGAAGUCAGCCAAGUGCGAUAUUGUUCACUGUAUGUUUACAAACUUAGAGCAUAUAUUAUUGUUGCAAAGUGUUAAUUUGAUGAAAAAGUGAGCAAGGAGCAGGGUGUUGUACUUGAGAUGACCAGUAGAUGUCGCCAGAGAACCAUAUAUUGAUUUAGAACAACAUUGAAAACCAUAUCACACCUCUUUUUCUAACUAAGAAAGAGGCCAAAUGAUCGUUAAUUUGAAUAAAACAUGUACCUGUAUAGUUUAAGCAAGCACUAGCAGACUGUACACAGCUCUUAUUUUGAAGAUAUGACUUUUAUUUUGAAGGGUCUCCAGGCAGGCACACAGAGCGGCGAGAAGCACCGCGGGAGUCCGCCAGUCACACGCUCGGUAGCGGCUACCAGAGCACCGGCUGCGGCCAUCAUGACGCUGAGCGAGUUGGGUCGCUGCUGCUGAGGAGUUUCUUGACGCGGAAGGUUUAGAAAGAUUUCUGACGUUCUUACAGGAACUAAAUCUUAGCAGGCGGCUCCGACUUUCUCGGACCGUAGCGGAGGCUAUUGAAGCGGGCAAGGCGAGCGAGGUCGGCGGCGGUGGCGGCGGUGGUGGAGGUGCCGCUGCUUGCGAAACAUGAACAAGAGCCACCGUAUGCCGAGUAAUCGUUCUCUGAGUGCCGUGGAGGUGAAGAGUAAGUUUGGCGCGGAGUUCCGUCGUUUCUCCCUGGACCGCUCCAAGCCGGGCCGCUUCGAUGAAUUCUACGGCCUGCUGCAGCACGUGCACCGCAUUCCCAGCGUGGACCUGCUGGUGGGCUACGCCGACGUGCACGGUGACCUGCUGCCCAUCAACAACGACGACAACUACCACAAGGCCCUGUCCACCGCCAGCCCCCUCCUCAGGCUCUUCCUGCAGAGGAAAGAGGAAGCAGAUUAUUUGGGCAGCGAUUCGCUGACGAGAAAGAAAAACACGGUGCUGUCGGCGGUCCUCUUGCGUCCCGACGCCACCAGGAAGAAGCCGCCGGUUAUCAUCAGCCUCCCGAGGGACUUCCGCCCCGUCUCCUCCAUCAUCGACGUGGACAUCCUGCCCGAGACGCACCGCCGGGUGCGCCUGUACAAGCACGGCCAGGAAAAGCCUCUGGGCUUCUACAUCCGCGACGGAUCCAGUGUGCGGGUGACGCCGCAGGGCUUGGAGAAGGUGCCGGGCAUUUUUAUCUCCAGGAUGGUACCUGGUGGCCUGGCGGAGAGCACAGGUCUCCUGGCCGUCAACGACGAGGUCCUGGAGGUGAACGGCAUCGAGGUGGCCGGGAAGUCUCUGGACCAAGUGACGGACAUGAUGAUCGCCAACAGCCACAACCUCAUAAUCACCGUCAAGCCGGCCAACCAGCGCAACAACAUCGUCCGAGGCGGCGGUGGCGGAGCGUCCGGUAGCUCAGGACGCUCCUCGGACAGCGGGACCAGCUUCUAUGGCUACUCCUCAUCCACCGGCCUCGCCGCUACAGCCUCGGUGCCGUCGCACAUCAUCCAGAACUUCCCAGCGGGUGAGAUGGACAGUGACGAGGGUGACGAGGACCUGGUGAUCGAGGCAGGCGGUGACGGCGAGUCUUUCCGUCGCACGCUGUCCGACUACAGCGUGCCGCCACCUCCUCGCUACGAACCUCACCUCAACCUUCGAGCCACUGCCUCGCCAUCCCCGCUUUCAGUCAACGGCGGCAUGACCGCCAGUGCCAGCAGCGGCUCCCUGAGCAGGGCCAAGUCCUCCACGCCAUCGCCGGACACGUCUGUGAGUAGGCGGAGUCUUGAGGAGGACGGCACUGUCAUAACACUGUAAACUGGCCAAUCACACGCAAAGAGACACUUCCAUAAACGCACAUCACUGCGUUUACGUGAUGCACUUCUUACACACAUGCUGAUACACACGCUAGCUUACAUGAUCACAUACAUGGUAACACCAUGCUAACAUGAUGGUAGCAUACAUGUUAACAUCAUGAUGACAUCAUGCUAGCAUACAUGGUAACGUAAUGGAAGCAUACGAGUUAACCUCAUGCUAACAUACAUGGUAAAACUAUGCUAACAUAACGGUAGCAUGAAUGUUACCCUCGUUCUAACAUACAUGGUAAAACUAUGCUAACGUAAUGGUCGCAUAAAUGGUAACAGUAUGCCUACAUAAUGGUAGCAUACAUGUUUCCCUCCUGCUAACAUGCAUGGUAACACCAUGCUAACAUAAUCAUAACAUACAUGUUAAUGUCAUGCUAAGAUACAUAGUAACAUAAUGGUAGCAUACAUGUUAAUUUCAUGCUAACAUACAUGGCAACACCAUGCUAACAUAAUGGUAGCAUUUAUGUUAGCCUCAUGCUAACACCGUGUCAACAUAAUGGUAGCAUGCUUGUUAAUGCCAUGCUAAUGACAUGCUAUCAUAAUGAUAGCAUACAUAAUAACUUUGUGCUAACAUACAUGGUAACACCAUGCUAGCAUAGUGCUAGCAUACAUGGUAACAUCAUGCUAACAGAAUGGUAGCAUACAUGGUAACAUGGCAACAUGCUAGCAUAGUACAUGGUAACACGUUUUCAUCAUGCUAACACACUCUAACAUAAGUGUAGCAUGUUAACCUCAAGAGAACGUCAUGCUAACAUACCUACUAACAGACACAGAUGGUGAUGCACUGAUGCAUUAAACUUUUAUCUGUCCACAAACAAUACUGAAAUGUUUGUACACCCGACACCCCCUAAAUACAUACUACAUACACCCCCAUGUACACACACACUUUGUAGAAGAUGUCCGUCCUUCCUCAUCCUGUGUGUGUGUGUGUGUGUGUGUAAUGAACUGAGCUUGCUCUAGGGGGAGGAGUGGAGCCCUACCACCCCCUUAUGUCUGCUCCAGCGAUCAAGGAUACAAAAGACAUUUUAGCAUGACAAUCGUCCAGGAGAAUAUCAGCUGCAAUCAUAUUGAUGAUAGCAAUAAUAAUCUACUUUGUAUUCAUUCAUCUGGGAAGCGUUUCACAAGCAUCAAGGAAUAACUGAGCAUCUUUUUAGGAAACUUGAUAUGUUUGAGAGACAGGAUCAAUCAUGAAAGUGUUUGGGAACAUUUCAACGCGUCUUAGCCUCAAAUGGAACACAAGACAGGCAGAAAACACCCUCUGUUGUACUGAGCAGCCCCGGUGUUGCAAUGGAAAAAAGGUCUAGGGUUAUCAUCACACUUUUCCUAUUUUCUGAAGAAAGCCAAAGAAACAGCUUUUGGUGGCGUGUAAGUUGGAAUAUUUCCUUCCACCUUCAAGCCCAAGUCAAGCACUUUCCCACGGGACGUCCAGGAGCGUGACAGUAAAAGUGUGAAAAUGGGUGGGGGGUGUUUGGCUGGUCUCUCUCCCUUCAUUGGCUCCCUUGGUCUUUGCACAGCGUUCUUAGUGGACGUACGGGACACACGUAUACUGUACGAGGCCAGGUGCAAAACAUGUUUUCCUUCCUCUUAUGUGCUCCCAUGCAUACCAAUAGAAACGUUUCUCUGAUCACUUGAUUCUCUUGCUAGAGCUUUCUUUGUUUAGGAUUUGAUUGUCGUGACAGACGUCCGGCUGAAACAACAGCUUUGAGGUUUCUUUUCUUUUUCAUACUGUGAAUUCUUAUUUAGAUCUUUCUUUUCUUUCAUGUGUUAUCUUUUAAGAGAUGGUUGAAGUGCUUGGCCAGAUGAAUGCUGAGUUAUAUAUAUUUAGAUUUGUAAUGAAGAUUUGUCAGUAUUUUCGUAUGGGAUGCUUUAAAUGAUGUACAUUUUUACCACGUUUGGUGAUUCUCACUAAAUGGAUGUAUUCCUGUUGAUUGGAUGAAAUAAUAAUACUAUUAAAUAAUAAUUCCUAUGU